Molecule: messenger RNA, 2189 nt
Organism: Pteronotus mesoamericanus
Lineage: Eukaryota; Metazoa; Chordata; Mammalia; Chiroptera; Mormoopidae
Gene: HDDC2
Product: HD domain containing 2
Exons: 6
Coding region: 50-664 (204 amino acids)
Cellular component (GO): cytoplasm
Molecular function (GO): 5'-deoxynucleotidase activity
Source: RefSeq, a predicted model, not a curated record
UCGGGCGGCAGCCUCAAGGCCCGCUUAGGCCUAUCGGGACCGCGGCCACAUGGCGCUGGCCUCCUCCGUGGCCGGCUCCGUCAACGGAGCCCGGAACCUGCUGCAGUUCCUGCGACUGGUGGGGCAGCUCAAGAGAGUCCCACGGACUGGCUGGGUGUACAGAAAUGUCGAGAGGCCAGAGAGUGUAUCAGAUCACAUGUACAGGAUGGCAAUUAUGGCUCUGGUGACCAAAGAUAAUCACCUCAACAAAGACCGAUGUGUACGCCUAGCCCUGGUUCACGAUAUGGCAGAAUGCAUCGUUGGGGACAUAGCACCAGCAGAUAACAUCCCCAAAGAAGAAAAACAUAGGCGAGAAGAGGCAGCUAUGAGGCAGUUAACCCAACUUCUCUCAAAGGAUCUUGGAAAGGAGCUCUAUGAACUUUGGGAAGAAUAUGAGACCCAAUCUAGUGCAGAAGCCAAAUUUGUGAAGCAGCUGGACCAAUGUGAGAUGAUCCUUCAGGCAUCUGAAUAUGAAGACCUUGAGAACAAACCGGGGAGACUGCAGGACUUCUAUGACUCCACAGCAGGAAAAUUCAGUCACCCUGAGAUAGUCCAGCUUGUUUCUGAGCUUGAGGCAGAAAGAAAUGCCAGCAUAGCCGCCGCAGCCAGUGAGCCAGGCUCCUGAGAUGCCCUCUUUGUUGCUGCACUCCCGUAACACACAUCUUAUUUCUCCACUGAAUGCUGUUCUGCUGGCCUGUUGGUCUGUUGAUUUCCCCAGACGUGAGCCUGUUUAUUUUCAAUUGCCUGGACUCCAGCAAGAAACGUGAUACAAUUGGGCCAUAAAAGAAGCCACAGAACAGGAUGUGGUCAUGAAAACACAGGGUUGAGACUUGGGGGUGGGUGUCUUUUUAUGAAUUAAAUACAUAAAUUUUAAAAACCUUAAAGUUUGGAAUAUUUAUUGGAGAUUUAAACACUACUGAAUUUAUAUCCUGCAUCCCCAAGGGCAAGAUUCACUGAAUAAUACAAAGUUUAAUUAUGAUUGCUUUUAAGAGCAGAUUUUUCAGCUGACUUACUGGUAAGGAUCCAGGACAAUGAAUGUAGUAUCUCCUCAGAUGAAAUGCUGCUUUAUUCAUAUGAUCACUCUCUGAAGCCAGAUUUUUAAUUUCACUGUGACCUGCUUUAGGCCUUUGAUCAUGGACUUGUAAACCUGCUAACAGGUUCUGUGCCUUCCUCCAAUUCUGUUUGUUGUUUGGAGAUAUAAAUUGGGGCAUGCAAUUUCAACUGCUACUUGUUUUCAUCUGUGUUUUCUUCUGCGGAUUUACAAAUGUUCAAACCUUGAUUAUAGGAAUGUUUAUCACCAGAUGAGAAAUAUCUAAUAACAAGGGAAUUGCUGGGGUCAUUAGAUCUUAUGUAGGGAGCACAUCAGACCUGGUUUCUUCCCCUCAUCUGCCCUUCAUGGGAUAAGUAAUCUGCCCACUGGCCUUUAAAUGAUGCUCAACCAUUGAGUGGUGAGGAAGGGGAGGCUACUGGUACAGACCUUGCUUGGUAUUUUGCACUGAUAGAUUUUCGCGUAGAAGAUGAUGCCUGUCCCUUUAAUGUAAAUGUCAGUUUCCAUUUGAAGAAAGCCUUUUAGGCUGGCAUGGUGAGAAUUCUAGGCAACGUUUCUUUGGAAACUCUUUGCAGUCUCCAUGGAUACCCAGUCUGCAGGAAGCAGAGUGCAUGAUCUCCAGAAGCAGUGCACACGUGUACAUAUAGCCAGCUUCUCUCUGUUGAAAAGAGCAAUGCUGCUUUGCAUCCCAAUACUGCUGCAUCAUAGCAGUAGUAUUUAAAAGGUGACAAACGGUUGGAAAAUGUGGUGGUUAUUAGAGAUAUAGUUGGUGGGAAAACAGAACUACAUCUAUCAGUAUUUUGGAGUAUUUUUCUCCUGGCAUGAAAACAUGCGCACAAAAUAAGCCAAGAUAAGGUUCAGAUAUUUGCAACUGAAAGAUUGGCCGUGGCCCUGGAGUUUUAUUUGCAAUAUUUUGCCUGCUGUAUUUUUCAUAAAUUUAUGGAGGUACUUUGGAACCCUUUACUGGAUCAGACUUAACACUGGUCAUUUAAUCAUUAUCUAGGUUUCCAUUUACCUGUGGUGGUUCCCACAGGCCCAAGCCUUCCUUACUGAGGUAAUGUUUUUAAAAACAAUGAAAAUGUAAUGGUGCUGUACCUAAAAU